GGGCGUCCAUCACGAGCUGACAGGUCUCCGUCUACCACUGCAACCGUACCCGGGAGGAGGUCAUGCUGUGUUCAUGUACAGUACUGCAUCCGACGGCAACGUUACCCUCCAGCUCAAGGAACCCGAUGAUCUGGACAAGAACAGCUUAGCGGCGGUUCUAGCGCGGUUGCAAGACGACGCUACCUUCUCUAUAUCCUAUCAGGACACCGACAUCCUGUCAGAUGGCAGCAUCGACGUUUUGUUGGGAGGCGGUAACAGCGGAAACGGGACUACGCAGGCGUCAACGGGUACCGGUAGCGGUACUACGACUAAUUCAGGUACACAAUUGCGUAAGCUCCUGCAGCAAUGCAUACAUCACAUGCCCAGCAGUAAGUGAAUAAUUAACCUACAUUAGGUACCAGUAGCGGCGGACUACACGUUUUCACCCAAAAUUC
Molecule: messenger RNA, 434 nt
Organism: Acanthoscelides obtectus
Lineage: Eukaryota; Metazoa; Arthropoda; Insecta; Coleoptera; Chrysomelidae
Source: the annotation of a GenBank genome assembly